AUGAGGAAGUAUUUCAUUCACCAAACCGGCCCUGAGCUUCAUGACCUAAGGUCAUCACUUUGUAUCCAUCCAAUCUCCCAACAGUCCAACACCAAUGAUUGUGGCAAAGAUCUAUCACAAUCACACAUCCGUUUGCUACAAUCCCAAGGCUACUCCCACUAUCGCCUUCCCUUAGGCCGCCCUUCAAGAGAUUUUACCGUUGACGCAUGGAGCUUACCUUAUCACGCCAAAGCUCUUGUGAUCAUAAAGGCGAACAUUGACACCGAACACGGCCUAACGGAACCUCUAAGGGUGGAUCGACCUACUGAUUUUCCAAGAUUUCUAAGAGAUAUCACGUUUGUACUGAAGACUGGUCCACAGCCGGCCGAACGCACUCGGCCGGACAGGAAAAUUGGCUUCGCUCGGCCUUCUCCAGGACCGACCCGCACGUACGCACUGGCCAACCCGGGAGGAAAUGGACCAUGGUCGACCCAGAUCAUCACCUCAAGGCCGACCCCGACGGCCGACCACAAUCAUAGUACGGUUGACCCGAGCUCCGCGAAUAAGAAGCCCAGUUAUGCAGUUUGGACUAUUCUCGGCCCGUUUCACCUCAACUGA
Molecule: messenger RNA, 597 nt
Organism: Microthlaspi erraticum
Lineage: Eukaryota; Viridiplantae; Streptophyta; Magnoliopsida; Brassicales; Brassicaceae
Source: the annotation of a GenBank genome assembly